CAACAGUUGUUCAGUUAAUCUUUUUGCUUUCAGUAGAACACAUUUUGAAUCCGCGACGGAAGUACUUUAGUGAGCAAGGUCACAGUGAUAAGCCAUUUCUAAUCCGUUAAAACAAGACAAUGUGGUUCAAACUUGGUGCCCUGCUGCUUUUGGCAGCAUUGGCCAAAGCCCAAAAUACCACCGAUGGACCACGAGUCCUAUGCUACUACGAUGGUUCCGCUGCGUUGCGUGAAGGUCUCGGUAAAACGAUCGUUUCGGAUAUUGAGCUUGCAUUGCCUUUCUGCACACAUCUCAUCUACGGAUUCGCAGGAUUGAAUCCGGAAACCUUUAAGGUCCGUGCGUUGGAUGCCAGUCUUGAUUUAGACUCGGGCAAGGGUCAGUAUCGACAGGUUACCUCGCUGAAGCAACGCUUCCCACGCUUAAAGAUCCUGCUCAGUGUCGGCGGUUACAAAGAUCUUACCGAGGAGAAACCCUUUGAAAAGUAUCUUGCCCUGCUCGAAAGCGGCGGAAGCCGCACGUCAUUCGUCAACUCCGUUUAUUCUCUGCUGAAGACAUACAGCUUCGAUGGAUUGGACCUGGCGUGGCAGUUCCCUCAGAGUAAGCCAAAACGAAUUCGUGGCUGGACCGGAAAACUGUGGCACGGCUUCAAGAAACUGUUUACCGGUGAUAGUGUGCUGGACCCGAAGGCUGAUGAGCAUAAGGAGGAGUUUUCGGCUUUAGUGCGGGAUCUGAAGAAUGCAUUUAAACACGAUAAUUUCCAGCUGGGGUUGACAGUGCUGCCGCAUGUCAACGAAAGUAUCUUCCUGGAUGUGCUGCUGUUGAAAGAUAACCUGGAGUACAUCCAUCUGGGCACGUUUGACCAACAGACCCCGGAAAGAAAUCCCAAGGAAGCGGAUUUCACUGCCCCCAUCUACGAGCCAAGUGAACGUAUCGUUGGAAAUAAUAUUGAUGCAAAGGUGACCUACUGGCUAAAUAAAGGAGCUCCGGCUAGUAAAAUCGUUAUCGGAAUUCCCUCCUACGGCCGCGGUUGGAUAUUAAAGGAAGAAUCCGGAAUCACGGGAGUGCCACCAUUGCCAGCCGAUGGACCUGCUGCCCCGGGACCACAAAGUGGAGUUCCCGGGUUGUACAGCUGGGCUGAGGUUUGCGCUAAACUGCCGAAUCCGGGCAAUGCUAAUCAGAGGGGAGCUGACUUGCCACUGCGAAAGAUUGGUGAUCCUACCAGAAGGUUCGGAGUUUAUGCGUAUCGCGUUCCUGAUGAAAAUGAAGAACAUGGGCUGUGGAUUUCGUAUGAAGAUCCGGACACGGCCGGAAAUAAGGCGGCCUACGUAAAGGCGAAAGGGCUGGGAGGAAUUUCAAUUUUCGACUUGGGUAACGACGAUUUCCGGGGAAGCUGUGCCGGUGAUAAAUUCCCUAUUCUAAGGGCUGCCAAGUAUCGAUUGUAAACUGUUCAAGGUCCAUAAGCGGGUGUCCAUUCCGACGAAAUAUGAAGAAAUGGAAUACUAUAUAGAUGAUGUUUCAAUUUACAUCGUCGUACUGCUGUUUGAAACAUGACACGUUUCUGAUUAAAUAUUUAUCAAUACCAAAUACACAGUCUGUUUAUCGCAAGAGA
This is a messenger RNA of Topomyia yanbarensis, 1609 nucleotides long. RefSeq names its product chitinase-like protein Idgf4. Bases 120 to 1442 code for a protein of 440 amino acids. Gene Ontology annotation, molecular function: chitin binding. Gene Ontology annotation, biological process: chitin catabolic process; carbohydrate metabolic process. Gene Ontology annotation, cellular component: extracellular region. The transcript has 3 exons. NCBI's taxonomy places the organism in Eukaryota, Metazoa, Arthropoda, Insecta, Diptera, Culicidae. The record is from RefSeq and is a predicted model, not a curated record.